Molecule: messenger RNA, 1200 nt
Organism: Dromiciops gliroides (monito del monte)
Lineage: Eukaryota; Metazoa; Chordata; Mammalia; Microbiotheria; Microbiotheriidae
Product: vegetative cell wall protein gp1-like
Exons: 5
Coding region: 1-1200 (399 amino acids)
Source: RefSeq, a predicted model, not a curated record
AUGCCCCGUGCCCCCGCCUCCGGCAAAAAAGAGGGAGGGUCGGGAACGCCUUCGCCCCCACCUGAGAGCACUGUCAUGGACCCCACCCCUCACCCCCAAUUCCCGACCGAAGAGGCUGAACGAGGAAACUGGAAUGAAUUCCCCCCACCCCGGCCGCCGCCGCCAAUCCGGACUCAAAAUCUGCCGCCCCUUCACUCCCGGGGGAAGCGAGGAAGCCGGCAGUGCCCCCACAGGGAAGGCAUUCUCGUUCCGAUGCAGCCCCUCCCUCCCUCCACCCCUUCACCCCAGCCCCGGCUCCCAGGCUCCCCGGCCCCACCACUGCUCCCGCCCCAUCUACCCCCUCUAUCUAUCCCCUCCCCCGCGAGCCCCAGUCCCAGUCCACCCCCUCCGGGCAGCCCCAAGCAGCUUGGAGUGAAACAGCGCAAGGGGCUCUGGCUAGAAAGCGCCGAGAGAGAAUCUCAGCGGCGUCCGGGCUCCCCCGCCGCAGCCUUGAGCCCCAAGGGGCAGGCAGUCCGGGGACCGAGGGCACAGCAGCCCUUCCGUUCUGAUCUCCCUAAGCCCCAGUCCCGCUCCGGCUCGCCGGUCCCCCUGCAGCCCUGCCCAGCUCCCCGCGCCAGCUCGGGGUCCCUCCGGCCACAACUUACCCUGGGCUGGCGAGGGAGGAGAGCCGCUACCUGGAGCCGCGUCCGCCCGAGCUGCCCGCCUUUCCCUAGGGCGGAGGCGGAGGCGGAGGCGGAAUGCCCCCUGGGUUCAGCCCCUGCGGCCCGGCCAGCGGAGUCAGUCCUGGGCACGGAGCCCCGGCGGUGGCAGUGGCGGCGGCGGCGGCGGCGCUCAGCUCUGAGCCAGCCGGGACGCAGCGGAGCUGAGCGGGCAGCAGCAGCUCGGCUCGGGGCCGCUGGGCUGGCGGGCGCGCAGCAUUCAGCUGCCUCACGGCUGAGGACCCAGGAGUCCGAGCCGGAGGGAGCAGGUGAAGCCGCCGCCGCGGGGAUCUGGGUCCUGGCGAGACGUCCGCGGGCAGGGAAGGAAACAGAGAGCGAGAGGAAAGAGGGGAACGGAGCUUCAGGCGGCCGGCAGCGCCGCAGCAACAGCAGGCGAAAAAUGCGACUGCACACACCGCACCCGGGGCGGGAGCAGUGCAAGUUUGCGUUAGAAGUGCGGGGCGAGGCAGGCGUGCAGCAGGGCUUCCGGGCGCCCUUUUAA